GUUACUACUACUGCAUUGAAGUUAAACCGCAAUAAGCAGAGGCUCAGAAAGGAGAGAAGAUUUUUUUUUUUUAUAUAUAUUUCUGCUAGACAGAUCUCUCUGUCUCUAUAUCUCCAUAUCUGGUGUUUCUCAAUCAGUAAGUAAUGGCCGAUGAACCUUCUGUCACUCGCUGGUCUUUUCAGGAUUUUAAAACAUUUUAUGAUGGUAAGUUUGGGAGAAAAAAGGCAGCAGCAGCAGAAGCAGAAGCAGCAUCGGAUUCGCAGCAAAACGGUCAAACAACAGUAGUAGCAUCGAAUGGAAAUGGUCAUGUCAAUAAUUCUUCAGAUAUGGCCAUUUAUGAGCAGUACAGAAACCAAUAUGGGAACUCAACAACACAUUCGAACGGAGUUUUGUCUAAUGGAGUUAAUGAAAGACCAAAGAAGUCUUUGCUUCCUGCUUUUGAUUCUGCUGAAACACGUGCAUUGGCCGAGAGUUUAUGCAGGGACAUCAUUCGCGGGAGUCCAGAUGUCAAGUGGGAAAGCAUUAAGGGGCUGGAGAAUGCAAAACGUUUACUGAAAGAAGCAGUAGUAAUGCCGAUAAAAUAUCCCAAAUACUUCACUGGUCUUCUGUCGCCAUGGAAAGGCAUUCUUCUUUUUGGCCCUCCAGGGACAGGAAAGACAAUGCUUGCGAAGGCGGUUGCUACAGAGUGCAAAACCACAUUUUUCAAUAUUUCAGCAUCUUCAGUGGUUAGCAAGUGGCGGGGUGAUUCAGAGAAGUUAAUAAAGGUGUUAUUUGAGCUUGCUAGGCACCAUGCACCAUCAACUAUAUUUCUUGAUGAAAUCGAUGCUAUUAUCAGUCAACGUGGUGAAGCUCGCAGUGAGCAUGAAGCAAGUAGGCGUUUGAAGACCGAACUGCUCAUACAGAUGGAUGGUUUGAAUCGCACAAACGAGCUCGUUUUUGUUUUGGCAGCGACUAAUCUCCCUUGGGAGUUGGAUGCAGCUAUGCUCCGGCGUCUUGAGAAGCGAAUUCUUGUACCCCUUCCAGAACCAGAAGCUAGAGCAGCCAUGUUUGAAGAACUCCUGCCAUCACAGCCCGAUGAGGAGAAGCUUCCUUAUGAUUUGUUGGUGGAAAGAACAGAAGGUUUUUCUGGUUCAGAUAUUCGGCUAUUAUGCAAAGAGGCUGCCAUGCAACCAUUGAGACGCAUAAUGACUCUCCUUGAAGACACAGAGGAAGUAGUGCCUGAGGAUGAGUUGCCGAAAGUUGGGCCAAUCAGACCUGAGGAUAUAGAGACGGCUUUGAAGAACACAAGGCCAUCUGCUCAUCUCCACGCCCAUCGCUAUGACAAAUUCAAUGCUGAUUACGGCAGUCAGAUACUCCAAUGAAGGCAUGCAUUGUUAAUCAUUCUUCUAAAUAGCUACCUGUAAUGUUUCUGGAUUUCUUGUUUUCUCUCAUUAGUAUCACCAUUGUUAAACUUGAUGUGGUCAGGGACGCAGGAGUUGUCUGCAGUUCUUAUUUUUUGGAUUAACAUUUAAUAUUGAUUUCAAUUAGCUUCCAAAUUGGUCAAUAAACCAUGUUGCAGGCAGCCUUUGGACUAUCAAGGACAGAUGCUUGUGUUAUGUAGUAGUUUCAUGAGAGGUUUGGUUUUA
This is a messenger RNA of Populus trichocarpa (black cottonwood), 1625 nucleotides long. RefSeq lists its product as uncharacterized. The record is from RefSeq and is a predicted model, not a curated record. Lineage: Eukaryota; Viridiplantae; Streptophyta; Magnoliopsida; Malpighiales; Salicaceae. The coding region runs from base 144 to 1361 and encodes 405 amino acids. Gene Ontology annotation, molecular function: ATP binding; ATP hydrolysis activity. The transcript is spliced from 11 exons.